UGGCUACAUGAUCACAGCCACGCCCACCUCUUAAACUGCACUUGGCAACGAAAUUCAUGCCAAUAUGACACCUGUCUGCGUAGGAAAUUCAUGACAAGACAGAAGGGCAGGCUUCGGAUCACAAUAAUAGUGACUGUGAUCUCCCCAGAAGCCUCUCCGGGAGAAACUCAAUGCUCCUUUCUCACCUGUAUGCCAACUGGAAUUUGAAGGGAGCUUGCUAACUGAUGUUCUAUGUGGACCCAGAAGUACUACUGAUAAGGGUAUUUAUGGCAUAAUGAUAAAUUUCAUCUUUCCCAGAAUGAUAUGAGGAUCAAUGAUGCAGACUGCUGGGUUCGAUGAAGCUGGGCAUUUAUAACUAGAUUCAUUAAGGAAUACAAAGAAAAUAUUUAAAGGGAUCAAUAAUGGUGUCUUCUGGUUGCAGAAUGCGAAGUCUGUGGUUUGUCAUUAUAAUCAGCUUCUUACCGAAUACGGAAGGUUUCAGCAGAGCAGCUUUACCAUUCGGGCUAGUUAGGCGAGAAUUAUCCUGUGAAGGUUAUUCUAUAGAUCUGCGAUGUCCAGGCAGUGAUGUCAUCAUGAUUGAGAGCGCUAACUAUGGUCGGACAGAUGACAAGAUUUGCGAUGCUGACCCAUUUCAGAUGGAGAAUACAGACUGCUACCUCCCAGAUGCCUUCAAAAUUAUGACUCAAAGGUGCAACAAUCGAACACAGUGUAUAGUAGUUACUGGGUCAGAUGUAUUUCCUGAUCCCUGUCCUGGAACAUACAAAUAUCUUGAAGUCCAGUAUGAAUGUGUCCCUUACAAAGUGGAGCAAAAAGUUUUUGUGUGCCCUGGGACCUUGAAAGCAAUUGUGGAUUCACCAUGUAUAUAUGAAGCUGAACAAAAGGCAGGUGCUUGGUGCAAGGACCCUCUUCAGGCUGCAGAUAAAAUUUAUUUCAUGCCCUGGACUCCCUAUCGUACUGAUACUUUAAUAGAAUAUGCUUCUUUAGAAGAUUUCCAGAAUAGUCGCCAAACAACGACAUACAAACUUCCCAAUCGAGUAGACGGUACUGGAUUUGUGGUGUAUGACGGUGCUGUCUUCUUUAACAAAGAGAGAACCAGGAACAUUGUGAAAUUUGACUUGAGGACUAGAAUUAAGAGUGGAGAGGCCAUAAUUAACUAUGCCAACUAUCAUGAUACCUCACCAUAUAGAUGGGGAGGGAAGACUGAUAUCGACUUAGCCGUUGAUGAAAAUGGCUUAUGGGUCAUUUACGCCACUGAACAAAACAAUGGAAUGAUAGUUAUUAGCCAACUAAAUCCAUAUACUCUUCGAUUUGAAGCAACGUGGGAGACUGUGUAUGACAAACGUGCUGCAUCAAAUGCUUUUAUGAUCUGCGGAGUCCUCUAUGUGGUCAGGUCAGUCUAUCAAGACAAUGAGAGUGAAACAGGCAAGAAUGCAAUCGAUUACAUUUACAAUACCCGAUUAAACCGAGGAGAAUAUGUAGAUGUUCCCUUCCCCAACCAAUACCAGUAUAUUGCUGCAGUGGAUUACAAUCCUAGAGAUAACCAACUCUACGUGUGGAACAAUAACUUCAUUUUACGAUAUUCUCUGGAGUUUGGUCCACCUGAUCCUGCCCAAGUGCCUACCACAGCUGUGACAAUAACUUCUUCAGCUGAGCUGUUCAAAACCACAGUAUCAACCACAAGCACUACUUCACAGAAAGGCCCCAUGAGCACAACUGUAGCUGGAUCACAGGAAGGAAGCAAAGGGACAAAACCACCUCCAGCAGUUUCUACAACCAAAAUUCCUCCUGUAACAAAUAUUUUUCCCCUGCCAGAGAGAUUCUGCGAAGCAUUAGACGCGAGGGGGAUAAAGUGGCCUCAGACACAAAGGGGAAUGAUGGUUGAACGGCCAUGUCCCAAGGGAACAAGAGGAACUGCAUCCUAUCUCUGCAUGGUUUCCACUGGAACAUGGAACCCUAAGGGCCCCGAUCUUAGCAACUGUACCUCACACUGGGUAAAUCAGCUGGCUCAGAAGAUCAGAAGUGGAGAAAAUGCUGCUAGUCUUGCCAAUGAACUGGCUAAACAUACCAAAGGGCCAGUGUUUGCUGGGGAUGUGAGUUCUUCAGUGAGAUUGAUGGAGCAGUUGGUGGACAUUCUUGAUGCACAGCUGCAGGAACUGAAACCUAGUGAAAAGGAUUCCGCCGGACGGAGUUAUAACAAGCUCCAAAAACGAGAGAAGACAUGCAGGGCUUACCUUAAGGCAAUUGUGGACACAGUGGACAAUCUUCUGAGACCUGAAGCUUUGGAAUCCUGGAAACACAUGAAUUCUUCUGAGCAAGCUCAUACAGCAACAAUGUUACUUGACACAUUGGAAGAAGGAGCUUUUGUCCUGGCUGACAAUCUUGUAGAACCAACGAGGGUCUCGAUGCCUACAGAAAAUAUCGUUCUGGAAGUUGCAGUACUCAGUACCGAAGGACAGGUCCAAGACUUUAAAUUUCCUCUGGGCAUCAAAGGCGCAGGCAGCUCAAUCCAGCUCUCUGCAAAUACUGUCAAACAGAACAGCAGGAAUGGGCUUGCAAAGUUGGUGUUCAUCAUUUACCGGAGUUUGGGACAGUUUCUUAGUACAGAAAACGCAACCAUAAAACUGGGUGCUGACUUUAUUGGUCGGAAUAGCACGAUUGCAGUGAAUUCCCACGUCAUUUCCGUUUCAAUCAAUAAAGAAUCCAGCCGAGUCUACUUGACAGAUCCUGUGCUUUUUACCCUGCCACACAUUGAUCCUGACAAUUAUUUCAAUGCAAACUGCUCCUUCUGGAACUACUCAGAAAGAACUAUGAUGGGAUAUUGGUCUACCCAGGGCUGCAAGCUGGUUGACACUAAUAAAACCCGUACAACGUGUGCAUGCAGCCACCUAACCAAUUUUGCAAUUCUCAUGGCCCACAGGGAAAUUGCAUACAAAGAUGGAGUUCACGAAUUACUCCUUACAGUCAUCACCUGGGUGGGAAUUGUCAUUUCCCUUGUUUGCCUGGCUAUAUGCAUCUUCACCUUCUGCUUUUUCCGUGGUCUGCAGAGUGACCGCAAUACUAUUCACAAGAACCUUUGUAUCAACCUUUUCAUUGCGGAAUUUAUUUUCCUAAUAGGCAUUGACAAGACAAAAUACAUGAUUGCUUGUCCAAUAUUUGCAGGACUUUUACACUUUUUCUUUUUGGCCGCUUUUGCUUGGAUGUGUCUAGAAGGUGUACAGCUCUACCUGAUGUUGGUUGAAGUGUUUGAAAGUGAAUAUUCAAGGAAGAAAUAUUAUUAUGUCGCUGGUUACUUGUUUCCUGCCACCGUGGUUGGGGUUUCAGCUGCUAUUGACUAUAAGAGCUAUGGAACAGAAAAAGCUUGCUGGCUUCAUGUUGAUAACUAUUUUAUAUGGAGUUUCAUUGGACCAGUUACCUUCAUUAUUCUGCUAAAUAUUAUCUUCCUGGUGAUCACAUUAUGCAAAAUGGUGAAGCACUCAAACACUUUGAAACCAGAUUCUAGCAGGUUGGAAAACAUUAACUAUGAAGAUAAUAAGCCAUUUAUCAAGUCUUGGGUGCUUGGCGCUUUUGCUCUUCUAUGUCUUCUUGGCCUAACCUGGUCAUUUGGGUUGCUUUUUAUUAAUGAGGAGACUAUUGUGAUGGCAUAUCUCUUCACCAUCUUUAAUGCUUUCCAGGGAGUGUUCAUUUUCAUCUUUCACUGUGCUCUCCAAAAGAAAGUACGAAAAGAAUAUGGCAAGUGCUUCAGACACUCCUAUUGCUGCGGCAGCCUCCCGACUGAGAGCCCCCACAGUUCAGUGAAGGCAUCAACCACCAGAACUAGUGCUCGGUAUUCCUCUGGCACACAGAGUCGUAUAAGAAGGAUGUGGAAUGACACUGUGAGAAAACAGUCUGAAUCUUCUUUUAUCUCAGGUGACAUCAAUAGCACUUCAACACUUAAUCAAGGACAUUCACUGAACAAUGCCAGGGAUACAAGUGCCAUGGAUACUCUACCGCUAAAUGGUAACUUUAACAACAGCUACUCACUGCGCAAGGGGGACUAUAAUGACAGCGUGCAAGUCGUGGACUGUGGACUAAGUCUGAAUGAUACCGCUUUCGAGAAGAUGAUCAUUUCAGAGUUAGUGCACAACAACCUGCGGGGCGGCAGCAAGACUCACAACCUCGAGCUCACGCUGCCAGUCAAACCUGUGAUCGGCGGCAGCAGCAGCGAAGACGAUGCGAUCGUGGCCGACGCUUCCUCUUUGAUGCACGGCGACAACCCGGGGCUGGAGCUCCACCAUAAGGAGCUUGAGGCGCCGCUCAUUCCUCAGCGGACUCACUCCCUUCUGUACCAGCCCCAGAAGAAGGUGAAGCCCGAGGGGACUGACAGCUACGUCUCCCAGCUGACCGCUGAGGCGGAGGACCACCUCCAGUCCCCCAACAGAGACUCUCUUUAUACAAGCAUGCCCAAUCUUAGAGACUCCCCCUACCAGGAGAGCAGCCCUGACAUGGAAGAGGACCUCUCUCCUUCCAGGAGGAGUGAGAACGAGGACAUUUACUAUAAAAGCAUGCCAAAUCUUGGAGCUGGCCAUCAGCUUCAGAUGUGUUACCAGAUCAGCAGGGGCAAUAGUGAUGGUUACAUAAUCCCCAUUAACAAGGAAGGGUGUAUUCCCGAAGGAGACGUUAGAGAAGGACAAAUGCAGCUGGUCACGAGUCUUUAAUAGAGCAGCUAAGGAAUUCCAGGGGCCACAGGCAAGUAUUAAUAAAGACUCCGCUGGCCCAGUGCAGCUCCCUCAGACUCUGCUCGGAGAGAUGGCUCUGUUGACCUGUGGUUCUCCAGUGUAAAAAGAUGACUGAACCUUGAAGUUCUGUGAAUUUUUAUAGAACGUACAGAAACUUUGUAUAUACACAGAGUAUACUAAAAUGAUUAUUUGUUACAAAGAAAAGAGAUGCCAACCAGGUAUUUUAAGAUUCUGCUGCUGUUUAGAGAAAUUGUGAAGCAAGCAAAACAAAACUUUUCCAGCCAUUCUACUGCAGCAGUCUGUGAACUAAAUCUGUAAAUAUGGCUGCACCGUUUUUGUAGGCCUGCAUUGUAUUAUAUACAAGACGUAGGCUUUAAAAUCCUGUGGGACAAAUUUACUGUACCUUACUGUUCCUGACAAGACUUGGAAAAGCAGGAGAGCCAUUCUGCAUCAGUUUGCAGUUCGUUCACUGCAAAUCUUUUACAUUAAGGCAAAGAUUGAAAACAUGUUUAACCACUAGCAAUCAAGCCACAGGCCUUAUUUCAUAUGUUUCCUCAAUUGUACAAUGAACUAUUCUCAUGAGAAAUGGCUAAAGAAAUUAUAUUUUGUUCUAUUGCUAGGGUAAAAUAAAUACAUUUGUGUCCAACUGAAAUAUAAUUGUCAUUAAAAUAAUUUUAAAGAGUUUGAAGAAAAUAUUGUGAAAAGCUCUCGGUUGCACAUAUGUUAUGAAAUGUUUUUUCUUACACUCUGUCAUGGUAAGUUCUACCCAUUUUCACUUAUUUUCCACUGUACACAGUGUUCUGCUUUGACCAGUUAGUCUUUAUUCUUACAUUUAAAUUUCUUAUUGCCAAAAGAACGCGUUUUAUGGGGGAAAAAAACUCUUCGAAGCCAGUUACGCCAUGCCUUGCACAAAUGUGGGGAAAUCUAGAAAAGAGUCUGUGUUACCUCUCUGUUUAUUCUUGAACGGAGGGCAAUGAGGGCACUGGGCACUUCUCACAAACUUUCUAGUGAACAAAAGGUGCCUAUUCUUUUUUAAAAAAUAAAAUAAAACAUAAAUAUUACUCUUCCAUAUUCCUUCUGCCUAUAUUUAGUAAUUAAUUUAUUUUAUGAUAAAGUUCUAAUGAAAUGUAAAUUGUUUCCGCAAAAUUCUGCUUUUCUUUUCAUCCCUUUGUGUAAACCUGUUAAUAAUGAGCCCAUCACUAAUAUCCAGUGUAAAGUUUAACACGGUUUGACAGUAAAUAAAUGUGAACUUUUU
Enhydra lutris kenyoni (northern sea otter) is the source of this 5970-nucleotide messenger RNA. RefSeq names its product adhesion G protein-coupled receptor L2. Gene Ontology annotation, cellular component: neuron projection; membrane. Lineage: Eukaryota; Metazoa; Chordata; Mammalia; Carnivora; Mustelidae. Bases 402 to 4694 code for a protein of 1430 amino acids. The transcript has 24 exons. Gene Ontology annotation, molecular function: G protein-coupled receptor activity; carbohydrate binding. The record is from RefSeq and is a predicted model, not a curated record. Gene Ontology annotation, biological process: brain development; cell surface receptor signaling pathway; adenylate cyclase-activating G protein-coupled receptor signaling pathway.